Molecule: messenger RNA, 2705 nt
Organism: Amoebophrya sp. A120
Lineage: Eukaryota; Dinophyceae; Syndiniales; Amoebophryaceae
Source: the annotation of a GenBank genome assembly
GAUAGAACUACCGCAUUUUUUUGCCCGCGCUAUUGAUGAAAUGUAAAGAUCGUAAAUUAAUACUGAUUUACGAAAGCCACCAAAACCCCCACGCUUUCCCGAUAUCGAUAACGACAGCGGUUGAGAUGUACUAGUUCCUUUUCUCCCGCCAGUAUCCGUCUGUGCGUGUCGGUCUGAAGUCGAAUUUCCCAAAUCCUAUGCCUCGGUUUUGUGAAGCCUUUUUGGUUUUGCGUUUUUGGUUUGACAGUUCAGCACAACACGAACAUUUCGCGCGCUCCGAAAAAUACAAAUUGCGGCUGAAACUUCCUCGUUUCCAUCAUAAUCUUCUCGGUGUGAAAAAAUUGAAAAACGAGAAACAGUCGGAAAAUGGAUGAAACGUAUUUUGGUAUUAUGCAAAAUCAAUGCUGAAGUAGAGGUAGAAGCUCUUCGACCAUUCCUAGAGCCAUCGUCGUAUCAUGAAAAAAUUGUCAACGAUCAAAGUGGAGCUAGCGGUUGGAAAGUAAGCACUUCUUUUCAACAUCAAAUUCAAACAUGACGAAGUACAAUGUGUGAUGAAGUUCAAAAUGUAUAAGUAUGCACUACCAUCAGUAAGCAUUUUUGCCACCGUCCUCCAGGAACACCAUACGCAACAGCAACUUCUCGCUCUCCAUAACAUUUUUUUGUUCGGAGUACUUUGUAUUGUUGGCAAUGUUUUUCACACUUUAAGGGACAUCAACGUAACUUUUUUCAUUUUGCAUAUCGUCUUCUAUAAAACAUUCCUCAGAAUCACACAACCAUGGUGAACAAUUCCCUUUACCAAAACGCGCGGUCCCAGCAAAUCCGCCGAACCGCCGCAGGAGAAAAUAAAUCUACGCGAUUGAAAAAGGACGACACUUUCAUGCCCGGCAGCGCUGACACGACAACACCAGUCGAAGACAAAAAGCCCGAGGAAGGAUGGUGGGCCUACAUGUUCGGCGGAGCGACAGCGGAAACUGACGGAGCAGAGAAGAACAAGAGAAAAGAGAUUCCCUACGAGGAGCUAACUCUGGAUGAGAAGAACCGAAAACACUGCCGCUCCGUCUGUUGCCUCCUCCUUUGCCCCUUGAUAACGCUCGGGCUCGGGCUGUUUGUUGUGCUGGGGAUUGCAGCGGUGAAUGGUUGGGGAAAAUCCAGGAGCGAUUUCAUCGACAACAGCGACCCGGGGAACCCUAAGCCUAAAUAUCCACCAAGACUAAGUAAAGCUCCUGCUACAACACCAGGUGGUGCCCCGUCCUCCGUAGCGGACGAUUUGAUGGAGUAAAUUGAAUAAACUGGGGGGCAGCUGCCAAUGCCAUGCCAAAAAUGCUUGAUAAAAACAAGCGCAAAUUCGGAUGAUCUAUCCAGUGCGUCUUUCGUUCUUUUAGUUUUCGUUGCAGAUGCGGAGCUGCAUUUGACGAGCGCUGGCUUAGCUUGUUCACAGUAGUAGCAUUUUAGCAGCGCCACGACCAAAAAUGCUGGGAGUCUAGCAACAGGGCAAUCGCAUGGGCUGCAUGUGCUGUGUAGUUCGUGUGCUGUUGAUGUUGUCCACAACAGAAGUAGAGUGCGCAUCUUCUACUUGAUCUAGUUCACCUGUUGGUGAGAUCAUCUCUUCCAGCAGAAGUGACUCAUCCAUGCCCAGCCCGGUCUCGCACGGGCACAAGAACUACAGCUACUUCUUCUACCGGCUAGUACAACAACAAAUCAGCAGUCAACGACCGCAGCAAGCCUUUGAUAUAGCUGCCCACAGGAACUUUUUCCACACAGGAGGACAAUCCGCUCCAAUAAAGAUGAACUCCAGAAGAUUCUUCAAUCAUUCUAACCGCCUAGUAGUAACAAGCACACCUCGCCCCCCUGCCUGUGUAGUUGGAGCAGAAGCUUUUGGUUGUCUUUCCAUACUGGAGCACCAGCUGGUACCAACUCUACCAACGGCACGGCUUCCGGGGGAGGUUGCUGUGGCGGCGGAGGUGCGGAAGUAACGACGACGACUAGUACAACGAGUGCGGCCGCAGCUUCAACGUCAACUUCUACGACGACGACAACAACAUCAACCGCAGCAACGACAACCACGACGACCACAACGACGACGGCAUAAUCUUCACUGUCAGCAGUACUAGAAAAGAAGUAGUUCGUAUCGACGGGCUGUCGGAGUAGAAGAAGAAAGCAGCUUCGCCAUGGUUACAACGAGUAUGCGUAUGGUCACGACCUCCACGCCUUGUUGUGAUACAGCGCCACGUAGAUGAACGCGAUUUUUAGAGUCGACUUUCAAAUAGACUGAGGUGUGACAAAGAGCAGCCCCGGUGGCUUCUAAGUACUAGAGUUCUUCACUUCAUAUGCCGAUAGCGUCUUUCAAAUGACCUUUUUACUAGUAGCGACACUCUCGUCCGAGGAACACAAGAAGAUGCACGCCAUGGAUUAAAAAUCACGCGCCUGUUAUGGGUGCUGUUGCUGGGAACUACCAGGCACAGACAGCACAUCAUGUUUUACACAUGAACAUUUCCACCGCACGAUUUUGGUAAAGAAAAAGCGUCUGGUACGCAUACGCAGAUAUAUUUGGACGCACAAAAAUUUCAGUCCGUUGCUCGUCUUCCUUUAGAGAAGUGAUGUCGGUACUGACAGAAGGCUUCACACCGUGUCGGAGUCGGUUUCUGAUGUUUUACUAUCUACAGCUGGUAGCUGCAUUUUUGCAUUUGCUGAACUGCCGUUUUCAG